AUGAAUUCAUCAGUUAGUGAAAUAGUUAACGGAAUUACUGUAAAUUCCAAUACUAUUAAUAACCCUAGGAUUACUACUCGUCCAAUUAUCUUUAUUGAUUCAAAUAAUCCAGCUAAUCAGAAUCAAAUAAUUACGCACAGUGACACCAGUUUAAUGUUUAGACCUCCUUUUCCACCAGCACUUGAAGCCGAUGAUAUUUUCUGCAAAAAACCAGAUGGAACUAAUCCUACCAAACCACCCAAUGCAUUCAUGCUUUAUCGUAGAGCAUUUGUAAAGGUCGCUCUAGCUAAUGGAUAUAAAUUCCCAAUGACUGUUAUUUCUUCGAUGGCCUCGCAAGCCUGGAGACAAGAAUUACCUUUCGUCAAAGAUGAAUACAAAAAGCUUUCCAAAGAAGCAAAGAAAAAUCAUGAUUUAUUGUUUCCAAAAACGCCUAAAAUAUACGAAUCCAAAAGAUGGCGUGUAUACCCAAUUAAGCCAAAAAAUAAACUUACUCCAGAACAAACUACACCUUUAAUUACAAAUAAAGAAUCAUUAAUUAUUUCUGAACCAUCAACUUAUCCUACACCAGAAGUUGUCAAUGAAAAUGACGUAACUUCUAAUGAAUGGGAGCAACUUUUCAACUUUUAUGUUGAUCUGUACAAAGAAAAGAACGACGAACAAAAUAUUUUUAUUCGGGAAGAUUUUCUCGAGAGUCACAACAAUAAUAUGAGGUCAGAUUUAGUUAAUGUUUUGCAAUCACAAAAUAUUCCUGAAAUUUUGAUUUAUACUCAACAUGGUACAUUCUUAGAUGUUGAGCUAACAUCAGAGAUAAAUGAAUCUCUAGAUUCUUGUUGUUCUCCGAUUGAACUUUCUAAUUUCUGCCUACCAGAAGAAUAUUAA
This is a messenger RNA of Ambispora gerdemannii, 879 nucleotides long. NCBI's taxonomy places the organism in Eukaryota, Fungi, Glomeromycota, Glomeromycetes, Archaeosporales, Ambisporaceae. The record is from the annotation of a GenBank genome assembly.